Molecule: messenger RNA, 2079 nt
Organism: Ostrea edulis (European flat oyster)
Lineage: Eukaryota; Metazoa; Mollusca; Bivalvia; Ostreida; Ostreidae
Exons: 7
Coding region: 1-2079 (692 amino acids)
Source: RefSeq, a predicted model, not a curated record
AUGAACACAACGCGUAACUCACAUACUCCGUUACCUCUUCUUAGGCUGCCAGUGGAAGAGAAGAAGCCCUGUCCGAUUAUUGCAGGCAAAAUUGUGACAGAUAAAAAAGAUGAGAUGGCUUUUAAGUUGAAGAGAUUUGUAGAAGAAAAGGAACAUGAUGCCACACCAGAAAACGAGAAGUGUCAUCACGUUAUGCGCGAGGAAAACAAAAAUACAAGUAAGAAGAAAGAAAAGAAGAAAGCCAGAAAGAGAAGGAAGGGCUCUCGCAGGAAGCUUCAGCAAAGGGCUGAAGAAUAUCAGAAACAAACUGGUAAAGAGAGAGACAUUGUGCACAGAAAUCCGCAGUUAACCACAAGGGAGGUUAACACAGGGGAGGUUACCAAAGGACAGGUUACCACAGACGACGUUACCACAGGGCAGAUUACCACAGAGGAGGCUAUCACAAAGGCGGUAACCACAGGACAGGUUACCACAGGGGAGGUAACCACAGGGGACGUUACUAUAGGGCAGGUUUCCAUAGAGCAGGUUACCACAGGGGUGGUUACCACAGAGGAGGUUACCACAGGGCAAGUUGCCACAGAGGUUACCACAGGGCAGGUUACUACAGGGGAUGUUUCCACAGAGAAAGUUACCACAGAGGAGGUUACCACAUGGAAGGUUCCCACAGGCCAGGUUUCCACAGAAGUUACCACAGGGAAGGUUACCACAGAUCAGGUUACCACAGAGGAGGUUACCAAAGGUCAGGUUACCACAGGACAGGUUACCACAGAGGAGGUUACUCUAAAAGAGGUUACCACAGGUAAGGUUACCACAGAGGAGGUAAUCACAGGGGAGGUUACCACAGGGCAGGUUACCACAGGGGAGGUUACCAAAGAGGAGGUUACCACAGGGGAGGUAACAACAGGGCAGGUAACCACAGGAGAGGUUUCCACAGAGGAGGUUACCACAGGACAGGUUGUCACAGAGGAGAUUACCACAGUUGAGGAGGUAUCCACAGGAAAGGUUGCCACAGAGGCUACUACAGGAAAGGUUACCACAGAGGAGGUUACCACAGAGGAGGUUGCAACAGAAGAGGUUACCACAGGGGAUGUUACAACAGGGCAGGUUACCACAGAGGAGGUUACCACAAGGGAGGUUACCAAAGAUGAGAUUACCACAGGGGAGGUUACCACAGAGGAGGUUACCACAGAGGAGGUUACCACAGGGGAGGUUACUACAGAGGAGAUUACCACAGGGGAAGUUACCACAGAGGUUACCACAGGGGAUGUUACCACUGGAAAGGUUGCCACAGGGCAGGUUACCACAGAGGAGGUUACCACAGGGCAGGUUACCACAGAGGAGGUUACCACAGGGAAGGUUACCACAGGGCAGGUUACCACAGAGGAGGUUACCACAGAGAAAGUUACCACAGAGGAUGUUGCCACAGGGCAGGUUACCACAGGACAGGUUACCAUAGGUGAGGUAACCACAGAGGAGGUUACCACAUGGCAGGUUACCACAGAGGAGGUUACUGCAGGGCAAGCUACCACAGGGGAGGUAACCACAGGAAAGGUUACCACAGAGGAGGUUACCACAGGGGAGGUUACCACAGAGGAGUUUACCACAGAGGUUACCACAGGGGAUGUUUCCACGGGGCAGGUUACCACAGGGCAGGAAACAAGAGAUACAGGAGAGGUGGACAAUGUACAUGAGAUUAAUUCGGCAAAGGAUCCAAUUGUGAAACAAGCAGACAAAGCUCUUCAUCGGGAGAUCAGAAAUCGUGAAGAAUUAAAGGAGAUUGUCGAGGACAAUAUCGGGAAAAUAAACGAAGCGUGCAACAAUAAUGACGCCAUUGUAGAUAGAGAGCAGGAACUCCAGAAAGGAGACUUGGAGCCUUCCAGAGACGACAACGUCGAUGACGAGUAUGAUGAUGACAGUUUUUUCCCUAGAAAGCUUUUCCUCUUCAAAAUAGAUAGAUUUAAGAAGGAAGAGGGACCGUGUAACGCAGACCUGGGGAGCUGUAAUGUUGCCAGUCCUACACGCCGUCAAGACUGUUCACAUAGUGACGACGCUACAGUGGCAGCUAUGAGGAUGAAAUGA